This is a messenger RNA of Owenia fusiformis, 1352 nucleotides long. The record is from the annotation of a GenBank genome assembly. Lineage: Eukaryota; Metazoa; Annelida; Polychaeta; Sabellida; Oweniidae.
UGAAACUGAAAGGUCAAUUAAUGGUUAACUAUAUGACAUCAAAUUAUCAGCUUUAUCAGAUAUAUUAUAACACCUCAAUAAACUAAGCCCUGACCAUUACUCAACUUUACAUUCAACAUUAUGAACUCAUAAUUGUAACAAUUUGCAUCUGAAUUUAAAACUUGAGGAUAAUGAUUAUUAAUGAUUGAUUUGAGUCAAACAUCCCCACAAAAGUUACACAACAAACCAAAGCAAGCCAUUGAUAAUUUUCAAAAAUUUAAACUUGAGUAAACCUGAGAGAAAGUGACACUCAAAGAAAUUGAGAUGAAUAUAACAGAUGACCAAAAAGAGACCUACCGGGCUGAUGGGGCCAUAUGUCUAAGAGGAGUUUUUAACAAGCACUGGAUAGAUGUUGCCACUGAGGGUAUUGAGAGACUGUUAGCAAACCCGAGUGACCACGCUGAGGCUAUUAAGGGUAAGACUGGACCAGGUAGUUAUUUCAAUGACUUUGGAAAUUGGCAGCGUAUUCCAGAGUUUGAGGAUUUUGUGAGGAAUUCGCCAGCAGGAAAACUUGUAGGGCAGUUGGUUGGUACUAAACGAGUGACCUUUUAUCAUGAACAUGUGUUGAUCAAGGAGCCAGGAACACUGAAAGAGACCCCUUGGCAUCAUGAUCAAUCAUAUUACCCAAUAAAUGGUGAUCUUGUUGCCUCUAUAUGGAUGCCUUUGGACCCUGUGCCUCUUGAGACAAGCAUACAGUUUGUGAAGGGUUCUCACAAAUGGGGGAAGUGGUUCUAUCCAAGAAAGUUUGAAAGCUUUGAGAGUUAUACAGCUAAUAAGGAGAUUUCUGGCCAGGUUUUUGAAAAGGUCCCUGAUAUUGACAGUGAGAUCAACAAACAUGAAAUUCUUAGUUGGGCAGUUGAGCCCGGUGACUGUGUUGUCUUCCACAUGAAGGCCUUACAUACUGCCCCUGGCAACAUCAAUAUGGAGAGAAGUAGAAGAGUCCUGUCAACUCGUUGGCUGGGUGAUGAUGCGUGUAUAGCUGAAAGACCCUGGGACUUGCCAUUACCUAUAAUAGGGGGCCUUUCACCAGGGGACCCCGUAGUAUCAGAUAUGUUCCCAACCGUUUGGAGCCAAGCUUAAUUUCUGGUGCAGGUAGUUGGAUUGGACUUUUGAUGAAGAAAUAAUGAUUGUACUGCAAGUGAUACUACAUGCAUAUGAGUGGACUAUGACUAUGCAUGAAAGCAACUACUUUUCUGCAUUGUACUUGAACAUUAUUACAUGAGAGGAUUUCAGUUGCUUUAUGAACAAAGACUUCGGAUAACUGCAAAUUACUAUUCUAGAGUGACACACUUAAAUCAUUUUCUUAAAUAUGU